AUGUCGUGUCCGACACCCUCUCUCCCCGCCGUCAUCAUGUGGAAUAGGGAUGGCGCAUCGCUGGAUUCGGAGAGCUUCACCCCACGCCGUCUGGCUCGUACGCCCUCCUCUCCUCGCCUUGUUUGUAAGCGUCACCUUUCCCUCAUCCCCUCCCAUCUCCAUCCGAGCCCACCUCUUCCCCUCGCCCCUCCCUUCCCCACACCUCCAAUCCCUCCUCUCUCCUUCUCUCUCCGUUCCGCCGCAACCACUCAUAGCCUACCAUCCCCUACGCCCCGUAUUCUCCUCUCAGCCGCUCCACGCAAGCCACCCCUCCGCCUCUCCAUCAUGCCGCUGCUACAGUCACCGUUUGUGGGGCUGGAGUGCACAUAA
Molecule: messenger RNA, 369 nt
Organism: Closterium sp. Naga37s-1
Lineage: Eukaryota; Viridiplantae; Streptophyta; Zygnematophyceae; Desmidiales; Closteriaceae
Source: the annotation of a GenBank genome assembly